AUUUUGGUUCCAUUCCACACGGAAUUGCCGGAAUCUUACGGUCCCGGAACAGUAAUCGGCACAGUUUAAUUAGAUGUUCCAUUCCGGGCUGUUCCGGCCGAAUUUUGGUAUUUCUGCCGGAAUAUUCGCUUCGGUCCGAAAUUAAGGUGUAUGGGAAUUUGGUAAAUUUUUUGAAAUGGUAGUGAUGAACUUGUAAUUUUAUUGAACUCUUUUUCUCCUUCCCUGUGAGCCUGCGAUGAAGCAAAUCAGUUUCACUUUCCCCCAGUUUCCGAAUCCCUAAUUUCUCUCCUACCCUCCACUAGACACCUUCCGGCCUCUAGCCUUCCGCCACAAGCAGCAGCUUGUUGACUCAGUCGACUCUGUUGCAGCUCCUCUUGCUCGACCGCAGGUCGUCGUCAAUCUCCAUUCCACCAGUUCUUAUUUACUUCUCUCGCUUUCUUUCUGUGAUGGCUUUAUAAAUCAUUCGUUCUGUUUUGGAUUUGUACAACCGUAUCAGAUGCUUGAAAGUUCUUCAAUUACGUCUCCAUAGUUCAUACUUCAUUACAUCCUCUAAAUUCCUAUUAGUUCAUUAUGUCUACAACUGUACAACUUCAUACCUCGUCAAUUCAGAGAGCAUGCUGCCAAGAAUGUGAGUAUAAAAAUGUCUAGUUGUCAAUCAAAUAAUGCUAUAUCUACUGCACUUGCUCCUACGAGAUCAGAGGAUCCAACAUGGGCCCAUGCACGCGUAGUGCCAGGGGCAAGAAAUAGUACUCAAUGUAUCUAUUGUAGCAAAACAAUUAGAGGCGGCGGAAUCACUAGGUUGAAAUAUCAUCUAGCUGGGAUUUCAGGUGAUGUAGAAGCAUGUAGAAAGGUCCCUGAUGAUAUAAAAUGGCAAAUGAAGGAGGUGGUCAAUGAAUUGAAAAAUAACAGACAAAAGAAAAGAAAAAUAAACUCAAAAAUUGGAAGCCCUUAUGGUGAUUCACCAUAUGAUGAUAAUGAUGGUGAUAAAGAGGGACAUUCUCAUGGUUCAAAAGGAAAGGGGAAUGAGGAGAAUGGAAAGUCCAUGGAGGCACUUAAUAGGUUUUUCGCUCCAAGAACGGCUCUUGGGUCUCAACCUACCAUUAAGAGUUCUAUGUGUUCGAAGGAAAUGAUUGGCAAAGCAAAUAUGUCUAUAGCAAAUUGGUGGUAUGAUGCUAAUAUCCCUUUUAAUGCAGCUCAAUCCAAGUUUUAUCAACCAGCUAUAGAUGCCAUAGCUGCUAUUGGGCCAGGAUUCAAGGGUCCUUCUUUACAUGAGUUGAGAGGAAAUCUGUUGAAAAAUUCUGUAAAUGAGGUUCAGAAUUAUCUCUUAGAUAUUAAAAAGUCUUGGGAGGAGAGUGGUUGUUCACUAAUGUCAGAUGGUUGGACAAAUCAAAAGCAGCAACCAAUAAUCAACUUUCUAGUUUAUUCCCCAAAGGGUACAAUAUUCUUAAAGUCUAUUGAUGCAUCGGGCCUUAGAAAAGAUUCAGAAACAUUAUUUAAUAUUUUUGAUGAAAUCGUUCAAGAAGUUGGGGUUGAGAAUAUUGUUCAAUUCAUAACAGACAAUGAUGCAAGUUAUAAGGCUGCAGGAAAAAAGUUACAGCAGAAGUAUGGUUCUUUCUUUUGGUCCCCUUGUGCAGCUCGUUGUAUAGAUUUAAUGUUGGAAAGUUUUUCUGAUCCCAAACAUUUUCCUAUUAUGGAUGAAACUAUAAAAAAGACAAGAAAGAUAACGAAAUUCAUUUAUAAUCAUGAUUGGGUUUUGGCCUUGAUGAGAAAAGACUUCACUAAAGGUCGUGAUUUAUGUCACCCUGCAAUCACAAGAUUUGCAACAAAGUUUUUAAGUAUUCAAUGCUUAGUUUUGUUUAAGAAAGAGCUUAGACAAAUGUUUACUUGUGAUAAAUGGGUUGCAUCAAGUUAUUCUAAAAGCAGCAUAGGGAAGGAGAUAGUUGGGAUUGUUUUAGAAGACAAAGAGUUUUGGCCUCAAUGUCAGUUUAUUGUAAAAAUCAGUGAGCCUUUGGUUAGAGUUCUACAACUCGUCGACGAGAAAGAGAAACCUACAAUGGGAUACUUGUAUGAUGCGAUGGAGAGGGCAAAAGAGAAUAUAAAAGCGAGAUUCAAGAACAAAGUUACUACAUAUAUGCCAUUCAUUAAGAUCAUUGAUGCUAUGUGGGAUAAGCAGCUCCACAGUCCAUUAAAUGCAGCGGGUUGUUUUCUUAACCCUGGAAUUUACUUUAGCCUUUGCUUUGAAAAGAAAAGUGAAGUUUCAAGAGAGUUUAUGACAUGUGUUAUAAAGUUGGAACUUGAUCUUGCUAAACAAGACAUUAUCAUAGAACAACUUGAAUUGUAUAAGAAUGCAGUCGGUGAUUUUGGACAUUCUUUAGCAAUCCGCAACCGUGGAAAAAUUCGUCCAGUUUCAUGGUGGGAAAAUUUUGGAAAUGAGGCUCCAACUCUUCAAAAGUUUGCAAUUCGCAUACUAAGUCAAUGUUGUAGUGCGACUAAUCGUGAAAGAAAUUGGAACACAUUUGAGUUUAUUCAUUCUAAGAAGAGAAAUAGACUAGAGCAUAAACGUUUAAAUGAUUUAGUCUUUGUUCGUUAUAACUUGAAGCUGCGAGAGAGAAACAUAAAAAAGGAAAGAGAUGUUUUGGAUCCAAUCAACUUUGAAAAUAUCGACUUGAUGGAGAAAUGGGUGGGUGAAGAAUCAGAAUUUAUAGAUGGAGAAGACUUGGAUUUGGAAAGUAUUGAAGAGCCAUUAGCCUCACCAAAUAUAGAAGAUGAUGAUAAUGUUGAUCUUGAUGUUGAUGAUGAUGGUGGUGAUUGUGAUGAAAAUAUUUUGAUUAAUUCUUCAAAUUUUGAUCCUUAUUGUUUUUUGAAUGAAAAUGAGUGAUUUUUUUUUUUCUUUUAAUAGAUGGAUUGAGAACCUAUAAGUAUAAUUGAGUUUUGUAGAUAUGUAUGUUUUUAAGACUUGUAUUGAUGUUAUUUUAGAAUAUAGUUUUUCUAUAUAUUUCUAUA
This is a messenger RNA of Carya illinoinensis, 3003 nucleotides long. RefSeq lists its product as uncharacterized. The transcript has 4 exons. Lineage: Eukaryota; Viridiplantae; Streptophyta; Magnoliopsida; Fagales; Juglandaceae. Bases 641 to 2878 code for a protein of 745 amino acids. Gene Ontology annotation, molecular function: DNA binding; protein dimerization activity. The record is from RefSeq and is a predicted model, not a curated record.